Messenger RNA from Danio rerio (zebrafish), 1387 nucleotides. The record is from RefSeq and is a predicted model, not a curated record. NCBI's taxonomy places the organism in Eukaryota, Metazoa, Chordata, Actinopteri, Cypriniformes, Danionidae.
UGCUGCAUAUUUUUUAACACAAGUCAUGUGUGCACAGCAAAACAAUUUCAGUGAAAGAGCAAUGGACAAAUGACUCAAUAAGUCUCAAAAUAUCUUCACAGCGUUCCUCUUUUGUAGUCCAUGACAAACCAUUGAUUCUCUUCUUAUCACUAAAGUGUUUCUAAUCUGCUGAAAAAUGUUUUGUGGCUCUUGUUUUGCUCUGUGUUUGAACAGAGAAAGCACAAUUUAUUUGGUAGAGGCGCUCAGAGUUUCUGACGAGCGGCGAUUGAGUCUACACGGUUCUCAUGUGGCAGUUAAGAUCACAGCGCCACUCAGCAGUACCUCAUUAUUCACUGCUAGUCGUCGUCGUGUGAUAGAUCUGCUCAGAGAAAUGGCUGAAACCGCCCCAGCUCCCGCUGCCACUCCGGCCAAAGCUCCGAAGAAGAGAUCUGCGUCUAAGCUCAAGAAAGCGGGCCCAAAUGUCCGCGACCUUAUCGUCAAGACUGUGACCGCAUCCAAGGACAGACACGGCGUGUCUCUCGCAGCCCUGAAGAAGGCUCUCUCUGCCGGUGGCUACGAUGUGGAAAAGAACAAUUCCCGCGUCAAAACCGCCGUCAAGGCCUUGGUGCUCAACGGUACUCUGGUCCAGCCCAAAGGCACUGGCGCCUCUGGUUCAUUCAAGCUGAACAAGAAGCAAGCCGAGCCCAAGAAAGCAGCUAAGAAAACUGCCGCAAAAGCCAAGAAGCCUGCUGCUAAGAAACCCGCCGCGAAGAAAUCUCCCAAGAAGGUGAAGAAACCGGCGGCCACAUCUGUGAAGAAGGCGACCAAGAGCCCCAAGAAAGCCAAAAAGCCAGCGGCUGCCAAGAAGGCUACCAAGAGCCCCAAGAAGGCAAAGAAACCAGCAGCUGCCAAGAAAGCAGCCAAGAGCCCCAAGAAGGUGAAGGCAGUCAAGCCCAAAACCGCCAAACCCAAGGCGGCGAAGCCUAAAAAGGCGGCUCCCAAGAAGAAGUAAUCGUCUCUGCUCGAUUCUUCCGAAAAAUAAAAGGCUCUUUUAAGAGCCACCCACAUAUUAGUAAAAGGCAAUAAUUUUUCAACCACCAGUUUUAAUAAUUCACUGUAGUAAAGGGUAUUAUUUCGAUUACUUUAUUUCAGGGCGAAUGAUGUCUUUUAGAUUUAGUCAAAAUAGUUAUUGAAUUUUCAAAACGGCGAACGAAUAUCCAAAACAGGGAAGGGGACACAUGUGACUUAAGUUUAUGAAGUUGGAAGCGUUUUCCAUUGAGUAUACAACUUUAUCCAACAUUGUUUUCAUGCACGUGAACGCACAUUUUAUUCAUUUACUCACAUUUAAAUGCCUAAAAUAAAAAAAAACAGGUGGUUGCACAAAAUCACGAAAGAUUGUUUGCAAAAA